Bemisia tabaci is the source of this 530-nucleotide messenger RNA. The record is from RefSeq and is a predicted model, not a curated record. Lineage: Eukaryota; Metazoa; Arthropoda; Insecta; Hemiptera; Aleyrodidae.
CCCUCCAAAGUACCGUCUAAAAGGGUGGUGGGAAUCUCCCGGAAACAUGAAGUUCGAAUUCCUUGAGGUUGAUUCCCUCUUCAACAAACCACCUUCCAGAAUUCAGAAACCACUGUUUCUUCGAGGAAAGGCCUGACCACGGGCGUAUUGCAAGCCACUUUUACAUCAAGUGUGAUUCAGUAGAAAUAUUUAAUGACCUGAUGAGAGAUGUUAUGGAUGAAGCACAGAUCUUAGCCAUGAUAGCACAAUCAUCGGAAUUUGAGCAACUUAAGGUUCGAGAUGAAGAGCUUGAUGAGUUGGACACACUAGUGCAUCAAAACUGCGAAUAUCCUGUCUCAGGGGGAAGUGAAAACUUGCAUGGUAAAGUCAACAUCUUACUUCAGACGUUCCUCUCUAGGGGGCGGGUGAACGCGUUCUCACUCAUAUCAGAUUUAGCCUAUAUCACACAGGUAAAGUUAAUAAAAAUAAUAUUUAUGUUGUAUGUAGUGUUUAAGUUAUUCAACUCAUUAUGGUAACUUUAUACCUACGCA